Molecule: messenger RNA, 2072 nt
Organism: Trifolium pratense (red clover)
Lineage: Eukaryota; Viridiplantae; Streptophyta; Magnoliopsida; Fabales; Fabaceae
Product: dual-specificity RNA methyltransferase RlmN
Exons: 9
Coding region: 63-1400 (445 amino acids)
Biological process (GO): tRNA methylation; rRNA base methylation
Molecular function (GO): iron-sulfur cluster binding; RNA methyltransferase activity
Source: RefSeq, a predicted model, not a curated record
UAAAUUGUGGUAAGGAAAUUGUAUAACUUGCGGUGAGUGGUGAGAGAGGCAAUGAACGAAGCAUGAGGAAUUGGAUGAGCAUGAUGGCGAUGAGCGCAGUUGCAAACUCAACAUUUCUUCCUCUCAAAACCAUUAUCCCCUUUUCUCUCACCAAAACGUCGCCGUUUCUCUUUUCUCUCACCACUCCCUCUCGCCGCUAUCUUUCUGCUUCCGCUCUUCCUUCUAUAUCCACUGACCAUGAGUUCAACUUCUCUGAUUCUUCUGGAGAUGGAAACGGUGUUGCAGUUUCAAGAAAAAGUUCCAAAGUUCUUCUUAAAGGGAUGACUUAUUCUGAACUUGAAAAAUGGGUUCAAUCACAUGGAUACAGGCCAGGGCAGGCCAUUAUGUUAUGGAAGCGUAUGUAUGGAAACAACAUUUGGGCACAUCAUACUGAUGAGUUGGAAGGUUUGAACAAGGAUUUCAAGAAGAUGUUGAGCGAAAAUGCAGAUUUCAUGGCACUUGCUGUGAAAGAAAUUCACGCAGCGUCUGAUGGAACUAGAAAGAUUUUAUUCACAUUAGAUGAUGGAAUGGUCAUAGAAACAGUUGUGAUACCUUGUGAUAGAGGCAGGACUACUGUGUGUGUUUCCAGUCAAGUUGGAUGUGCCAUGAAUUGUCAAUUUUGCUAUACUGGAAGAAUGGGUCUUAAGAGACAUCUUACUGCCGCAGAAAUAGUUGAGCAGGCCGUUUUUGCCAGACGGCUAUUCACAAGUGAAGUUGGUUCCAUCACCAAUGUUGUGUUUAUGGGCAUGGGGGAACCACUUCAUAACAUUGAUAAUGUCAUUAAAGCUGCAGAUAUUAUGGUGGAUGAUCAAGGGCUUCAUUUCAGCCCCCGCAAGGUCACUGUUUCAACCAGUGGGCUUGUUCCGCAGCUCAGACGUUACCUUCAGGAAUCCAACUGUGCUAUUGCUGUUAGUUUGAAUGCAACUAAUGAUGAGGUGAGAAACUGGAUCAUGCCUAUAAAUCGAAAGUAUAAACUGGACUUGCUUCUUGAGACGCUUCGGGAGGAGCUUUCCUUCAAACACAAAUAUAAGGUUCUAUUUGAGUAUGUGAUGCUUGAAGGAAUUAAUGACAGCAAUGAAGAUGCAAAGAGGCUUACUGAACUUGUGAAGGGGAUCCCUUGCAAGAUCAAUCUCAUCUCAUUCAAUCCACAUAGUGGAUCCUUCUUCAAACCAACUAAAGAGGAAAGGAUGAUUGAAUUCCGAAAUAUGCUAGCUGAGGCAGGAUGCAUAGUCCUUUUAAGACCGAGUAGAGGCGAUGAUCAAAUGGCCGCAUGUGGUCAGUUAGGCAAGCCCGGUACCAUUCAAGCUCCGAUGCUUCGUGUCCCUCAGCAAUUCCAAAUGGCAGUGGGAAGUUCAACGUGAUUAUGGUUUCUGUUGCAAAGUGGUCUAGCAGUUGUUAAUGAAUUCCAUAAGGCAUUUGUGACGUCAUAUUGAAAAUGGGAUGGAAUGAAGUGUGCAUAUGCUUGACAGCAUGUUGAGAAUACAGGACAUGAAAGGAUAUAUGCUUGUUUCCAUAUUGUUAGGUUAGUUCCUGACAUUAAAUGACCAGAAAGGAGCAUUAUGAUUAAUUAUUAUUUAUAUUACUAGGUUAGUUCCUUUUAAUUUUGUAUUUUAAGAUAUAUUGGGGAAAAUUAUGUCGAUUGUUUCAAAUUAGAAGUUCCUAAUGUUAUUAACUUAUUAUGCUUAUGCAGGUAUUCACGAGGCUGAUAAAUUAUUGCUUAGACUUCAUUAUGCUAACACCAGCUUUGUAAAAAACAAUUUGUGUUGUAAUUUUUUUUACAAAUUCCUCUUCUUUUUUUUUCUUUUUUUUUGUUUUGAUAUAAACAAAUUUAUUUUCUUUGGUUGUUGAGAAAGAAUUAAAAAAAAUCACAUCUUUUAAAAGUAUCAUAAAAAAAAUUCUACAUAUUUUUCAAUUCAAAAAUAGUUGCCUGAAGAAAAGGUCUAGUAAUAUAGGGUUGUUGUAAAGGUUAAAUAUAAUAAUAGGAUUGUUGUAAAGAAUAAAAGGUCUUGUAUAUAAAUGGCCUCAUCUUUUUU